Molecule: messenger RNA, 2346 nt
Organism: Diaporthe amygdali
Lineage: Eukaryota; Fungi; Ascomycota; Sordariomycetes; Diaporthales; Diaporthaceae
Exons: 2
Coding region: 1-2346 (781 amino acids)
Biological process (GO): DNA-templated transcription
Molecular function (GO): zinc ion binding; DNA binding
Source: RefSeq, a predicted model, not a curated record
AUGACGGGGAAGUCGGUGUACUCUACCAGUGACGAGUCGUUGUCGCCGCAAGUGCAGGAGCGCGGCUCUUUGCGGACCUCUGGCGACGGCCGGAGCCAAUUCAUCGGCAGCUCUAGCGGCGUCUACUUUGUGAACACGGUGCGACGGGCCUUUGCCGACGCCGACGUGCGCCUUUCGUCUGUCUUUCAGGACAAGGACAACCCGUCCCCGGAGGAUUGCAUUGUUGCGGACGAAGACGACGGCCGCUCCACAACAAGGAGGCCCGGCGAGGCCAGCACGGCACCAUCACGGGCGCCAAGUCCUCGGCCGGGCGCCGCCAGUCCGCAUGGCUCCGGCAUCCCGGUGGAUCUGGGCCGACCUCCGCCGCGCGAUGUCGCGAGGAAGCUGUUCAUGAUCUACUUCCAGACCUGGCACCGAUUCUUUCCCUUCCUCCAUGGCCCCACCUUGGGCAAGGACCUCGAGUUGCUGUACUCGUCGUCAGACGAGGAGCCGUCGUAUUCGGCCGUCACACAGGAUGCUCCAAACGGGCUGGUGUUGCCCCUUGCCCGUGUCAUCAUCCUACAGUGCCUGUUCAAUCUGGCGAGCCUCCAUAGCGACGUGGAGCUGCCGGCUGCGUCACGGAUCGGCAAGCCCUCUCGAGUUCUCCCUUAUCUCCUGGGCCUCGCUGCCAAGGGCGAUAUCAUCUCCAUCCAAGCUCUCUUCGCAGCCGAGCUCCUUCUCGUGGCUCGCAUGUCCCUCCGCACCGCCGUGGUCGUCGCCGGCCUACUCUCACGCGCCAUCUUCUUGGCGGGUCUCCACCGCUGUCCCGUCCGAUAUCGAGAGCUCUCGGCCGACGACUGCGACAUACGCAAGAGGCUGUUCUGGAGCAUCUACGUCCUCGAUAGAUUCCUUUCGCAGGCUCUCGGGCACCCCUUGGGGAUUCAGGACUCUGAUAUCGAUGUCUGCUCCCUCGCCGGGCCUGAGCUUCAUCAUCGACACUUCCCGCCCCAUGACCCGCCAGAAAACUCACAUGUAGCGGCGUCAAACGGCCAGCCUAGCCAAGACGCUUCCUCGACCCCAGCAGGCGACCAGGAAACUGGAGGGUCAGCCCUCGACGGACCGAGCCAACAGUGUGGCCGCCAUCUGAUUCUCUUCUGCCAGGUCGAGUACUCUCGCCUCCUAGGCAGGGCUUUGGAGCUCUUCCACAAGUCCAUCCACAUCCGCUCCAUAGACCCUAGCACGGUGCUUUCCCUGCGGACUGAUAUGAACGCGUGGUGGAACUCGCUGCCGUCCGAGCUGCAGGACUUUGGCUUCGUCGCGGAGACGGAUAAGCCGUCAGAUGAGCAGAGCCAGCUCUUCAGCGCGUCGGCCUUCUUCAAUCUCCUGCAUCACCAGCUGCGUCUCCUGAUACACCGUCCGUGGCUGUCUCUGGAGCCGUCUUCUGCCGAGUUUCAGUCUGCACUGCAGAUAUGCAUUGGCUCAUCGCGCGACAUUAUCCUGAAUAUGAGAAAGCAGCGCAGCGCAGGGUAUGCGCUCUUCUGGCCGGGGCAUUUGUCCGCAGCUUGGAUGGCCGGCAUCAUACUUGCGUUUGCCUGUCACCUGCAACUCUACCCUCCGGACAAGGGCCAAGGGGAAAUCGCUCUCUGCCUGGACGUACUGUCUAGCAUGUCGAGCCGCUGGCCCUUGGCGAGGAACUGUCAUAUUGUCCUGUCUGAUCUCCAACAAACUGUCCGGUUGAACAGGCACACGCUCCUCCACAGUCCGUCCCAUAGAGCACCGACCUCUACGCCGAGAAGUAGCUUCCAGGCCAUCGGCCGACAUGUUUCACCAGCGGUUGGGCAACAAACUCCCGAUCAAAGAAGAAGUUCGAAGAGGAGACGGAUAGACCCGGAUGCACAGGCGGGUGAUCCGUCCGGUUUCUACCCGGGCGAUCUCCAACCACAGCCAAAUGGGCGCCAGCAUGAUAACAGGCGACAUGCCGACCAGACCAGCGCCCCGGGGCCUGGCGAGGCGGCUGCCCUAGGCUCUGUCGUCAACGAUCCUGCCGGCAGACUCGACUCGGUAUUCCUUUCUGACGGGCAAUCGGCCGAGGCUGUAGCUCUCAACCAGCCGCCUUUGCACCAACAACAGCAGAUUCCAUUACCUCCCCACGAUGUUCCAAUCGCUGUCACGCCGAACGCUCGGGGUUUGGAUGUGAUGGGAUUCUCUACCCCGGGUUUUGAAAGCGAUGAAAACGGCUGGAUGGGAGGACCUGCCGCGGGCAACUGGGAUGGCGGAAUGCCAGAUAUACUCGGUGGCGUCACCUGGGAGUCGCUACUCCAUGUCGUUAACCAGGACAAUCUCGCCUGGCGCGGCGGAUUUCUCUAA